GUCAGUAGCGUAGCGGGACGGUGGGCGGGCGCGGGGAUGGCGGGGGAGCCGGGCAGCAGCGAGGUGCGGCGGUGGCACCGCUUCGACCAGGGCAGCUUGGAGCGGUACCUGUGCGGCCGCCUGGCCGGCUUCCCUCGGCAGCCGGCGGGGCCUCUGGCUGUCAGGCAGUACAGCUCAGGCCAGUCAAAUCCAACCUUUUAUCUUCAGAAGGGUGGGCAGGCUUAUGUGCUCAGGAAGAAGCCCCAUGGCCCUCUUCUACCUAGGGCUCACAAGAUCGAUAGAGAGUAUCGUGUGCAGAAAGCCUUAUUUUCAGCUGGAUUUCCGGUGCCUGAGCCCCUGUUGUAUUGCAGUGACGUUUCUAUCAUUGGAACAGAAUUUUAUGUAAUGCAGCAUGUGCAGGGUCGCAUCUUCCGAGACCUCUCAAUGCCUGAAGUGGGCCCAGCAGAGCGUUCUGCUUUGUAUAUUGCAAUGAUAGAAACUUUGGCCCUGUUGCACUCCUUUGAUUUACAGUCAUUGGGUCUCCAAGGAUAUGGUAGAGGACCAGGAUACUGCAGAAGACAGGUAUCAACUUGGAAAAGACAGUAUGAUGCAGCUGCUCAUACAGAUAUUCCUGCCAUGAACAAGCUGGCUGAGUGGUUAGCAAACAACUUGCCACCUGAUGAUAAUGAAGAAAGCCUGAUUCAUGGGGACUUUAGAAUAGAUAACAUCAUCUUCCACCCAACAGAGGCUCGUGUUUUGGCAGUGCUGGACUGGGAACUUUCGACUGCUGGUCAUCCUUUAGCAGAUUUAGCAUAUGCCACUAUGUUCUACUUUUGGCCUACAUCUAAUAAUGACUUUGGUCAAGGAACUGUCUUGGGUUUCAAAGACACCAUAGAAACUCCUUCAUUUGAAGAACUGGUUUCCAUUUACUGCCGCUGCCAGGGUGUUAGCACUACUUUAUCCAACUUUAAUUUUUUUCUUGCUUUGUCAUAUUUUAAAAUGGCAGCAAUAUCCCAGGGUGUGUAUGCUAGAUAUCUCAUUGGAAAUGCUUCUGCAGAGAACAGUCGUGAAUUUGCUAAGAUUGUGAAGCCUUUGGCAGAGAGAGGGUUAGAGCUCUCAAAAAGGUCAUCUUUCAGCAGCACACACCACAGCAUUUCUGGAGAGCUGUUCCAUCAAAGUAGGAAAGGCCAAGAAAUUUUGCUGAAGGUCAAGCAGUUCAUGAAGCAGCACAUAUAUCCAGCUGAGAAGGAAAUAAUAAAAUACUAUGCUGGACAUGCAAAUACUGAGGAAAAAUGGAAGAAACCACCACUGCUUGAGAGACUGAAGGAAAUGGCCAAAGUAGAAGGUCUGUGGAACCUUUUUCUCCCAGAUGUCAGUGGUCUCAGCCAGCUUGACUACGCGCUAAUAGCUGAGGAGACGGGGAAAUGCCUCUUUGCUCCUGAGGUUUUCAACUGUCAUGCACCAGACACUGGAAACAUGGAGGUCCUGCAUAUGUAUGGGACUGAAGAGCAAAAGAAAGAGUGGCUGGAGCCUCUCCUAGAAGGGAAGAUUAGUUCUUGCUUCUGCAUGACAGAACCUGAUGUGGCUUCAAGUGAUGCCACCAAUAUGCAAUGCAGCAUUGAGCGAGAUGGAAACAGUUAUGUGAUCAAUGGCAAGAAGUGGUGGAGCAGUGGUGCUGGAAACCCAAACUGCAAAGUUGCAAUUGUAAUGGGCAAAACCAAAAACUCCUCAGCAUCCAGGUACAAGCAGCACAGUAUGAUUAUUGUUCCCAUGGACACUCCAGGGCUGAAGCUGAUAAGACCCCUCUCAGUGUUUGGCUACCUGGAUGAGAUCCAUGGAGGACAUUUUGAGAUACACUUUAAUGAUGUGCGAGUACCUGUCUCCAAUAUAAUCCUGGGAGAGGGCAGGGGCUUUGAGAUUGCUCAAGGUCGGCUUGGGCCAGGCCGUAUUCAUCACUGCAUGAGGUCCCUUGGUGCAGCUGAAACCGCUUUACAGAUAAUGUGCCAGCGUGCAGCACAGAGAGAGACUUUCGGGAAGAAACUGUAUCACCAUGAAGUUGUUGCCCACUGGAUUGCUGAAUGCCGCCUUAGCAUAGAACAGGCUCGACUGCUUACCCUGAAAACAGCCAGCAAGCUUGACAUGUUGGGCAACAGAAAAGCAAGAAAAGAGGUAGCCAUGACCAAAGUGGCUGUCCCUCGAGCUGUCCUGAAAGUGAUUGACUGUGCAAUCCAAGUGUGUGGUGGAGCUGGAGUUUCCCAGGAUUUUCCUUUGGCUUCUAUGUUUGCUUACAUACGGACCUUGCGCCUGGCAGAUGGGCCUGAUGAAGUUCAUCUCUCAACAAUUGCAAGGUGGGAACUGCUUGAUCAGUCAAAGCAGCUAACUGCAAAAAUCUAAUGUCAGCAUAAAGCCAUCUCAAAUGGAUGGAAGAUUUAGGAAAGAUUUAGUUCAGUGCAAUAGUGUUAAGGUAAAAUUGGAUGAAUACAAAAACUUGAUUCUAGCUUGAAGCAAUACAUAUUCUCUCACUCUUUACUUGUAAUUAUUACAUUUAAUAUCAGGCACUUGCUUUUAAAAAUUUGCAGCAUGCCAUGUAAAUACCGGAAUUUGUCCAGGUUCUUUGUAAUACUAAAUAAAAUCUAUUUUCUAACAGG
Aquila chrysaetos chrysaetos is the source of this 2627-nucleotide messenger RNA. It is a transcript of the gene ACAD11, whose product is annotated as acyl-CoA dehydrogenase family member 11. Bases 37 to 2373 code for a protein of 778 amino acids. The transcript has 20 exons. The record is from RefSeq and is a predicted model, not a curated record. Gene Ontology annotation, cellular component: mitochondrion. Lineage: Eukaryota; Metazoa; Chordata; Aves; Accipitriformes; Accipitridae. Gene Ontology annotation, molecular function: flavin adenine dinucleotide binding; oxidoreductase activity, acting on the CH-CH group of donors.